Molecule: messenger RNA, 3774 nt
Organism: Malassezia globosa CBS 7966
Lineage: Eukaryota; Fungi; Basidiomycota; Malasseziomycetes; Malasseziales; Malasseziaceae
Exons: 1
Coding region: 1-3774 (1257 amino acids)
Biological process (GO): intra-Golgi vesicle-mediated transport; early endosome to Golgi transport
Cellular component (GO): TRAPPII protein complex
Source: RefSeq, a predicted model, not a curated record
AUGACAGACCCAGGAUCUGACGUGCGUGUGCCCAUAACGUAUGCGACACACUCAGCGUCGCAAGCGACGGCCCAACUUGCGCAUAUCGUCCCACUCCUUGCUGAGCAGUUCCCUCUGCGAAAUCUGCAUUGGCGUCCACCAGUGACGAUGCAAACUUUGCGUCCAUUGAAGCGAUCUAGUGGAUCGAGUGGCAUGGAUUCUGUGCCAGCGCUUCGAACGAUUCAAAACCUCAACGUGGAACUAAUUCCACUCGCGACGCACUUACCAAAUCAGCAAAAUGUCCAGAUUCUCGAACGUGUGCCUUGCGUGCACAUAUUCUUUGUCACAUGCGAUGACAUUGACGUGUACCGAGCGCAGGUGCGGAAUGAGAUUCGACAUUGGCUUGCAACGCUUCGAAAGCACAUACCCAAUGACUUUGAUCACCUAUCCACGAUACGGAGCGACGAGCAGGACAAGGCAGGCACUGCACUGCCGCCGGAACAUUUAAUUGUGCUAUUGCCGCCGCCAUCCAGUGGUGUCUUUACGGCGUCAAGCGCGACUAGCUCUGGAAAGAGUGCUAUGGGACGCUUCUAUACCAUGAACAAGGGCACGGUUCUUGAAAAGCUUCGUGCAGACUUUAAUUCGAGUGCCAAAGAGCAUGUGCUGGCCCUUUCGAAGCUACCUACCAGUAGCAAAGACAACGAUCCGGCUCUAUGGAUUGAUAUCAUUGCUCACAUCAAGACAUGUACGCUCGCAUCUCUUGGACGGGUGCUUGACAUGCAGGACCGCGUCGUUAGCAUGUACGAUGAAUCGACCAAAGGUGUCAACUGGACUCUGAGUGGUUCGAUCACACGCAAGGAGUUUGUCAUUCAGACACUCGAAGGACUCGGUCUCCUCCAUGAUGUGUUGCAUAUCUACGAUACGGUGGAGACGCAUCUGGAGCGCUGUAUCGCCGAUGGCCGGACGCCAUUUGUCCCUGGCGGAAACGAGCCUGGCGACGAUAGCCUUAUGCUCCUGGGUCCUUUACGCAAGCCGUACCUGUCGCUGAUGGCUUCGAACAGGCUCUCGCUCUUUGAUAUCCAGUGCUACUUGUACGCACGCCGCUCGACGGUGCAUGCGGCGCUUGGGGAAGUCGUGCAAGUGAUGCAGAUGACACCGGCAUUUAUCGCUUCCGUCACUCGCAUGCUUCGUCCGCACCGGCAUCUUCUCGCGCAAGCGUUCCUUGAGGCAUGGUCAUUCUCGGUGGCACUGGAUGCCGUCGAGCAGUGCCAAGCGUGGCUUGUCGAGGCGCAAGGAGAAACAGACGAUGUAAGGACGACACAUGCAUUCCAUGCAGCCAAAGCUGAGCUUCUGGAGCUCGCAGUCCGUCAGCUUAUCAGCAUUGGUCUCCAGUCGGGUCAUUUGCCGCGUGUAGAGCCAUUCCAGUUUGUCGCAUCCGAUUCACUCUCGAUGUUCGCGCCCGAUGCACGAAUCACUCGCAAGGAGCUCGUCGAGGCAAUGGCUCAUCGGCAUGUCUUUGAAUCACAGCUAUGCAAUGUGAUCCACCGCACGCUACUUGCUGCUGUUUUGUGCCAGCAGACUCCUCGCACACUCCGCCUCAAGUAUCUAUUCGCGUGCUUCCACAUGAGCCGUUCGUCAUUCCACCAUGCGCAUGCCCUGUGGGAUGAGCUGCUUGCACACCCAGCGUUGCCUUAUUCCGCUGUGCUUUAUGGUCCUACACACUCGCAGUACCUGGCGUGCCUCCAGGCUGAGCACUUAGCCCAUGGUGACGUAUGGAUCCAGGCGCUUGUGGCAGCUAUCCAGGCGAUCAGCACCUUGCGAGCACAGCCACUUAGCCCGCAGCCCAUGGAUGAAAUGAGCCUCCUCACAUGGCUGGCUGAUGAAAGCGACAACCAACACACGUAUGCCACGCUCGUUGGCUACAAUGGAUGCCGCGUACAUGUACGCAGCGUACGUGCGGACCGUGACGGUGCUCAUACGUUCUUGGACAUUGAUCUCCUUUCAUACCUACCAAAGCCAUUAUCUGUUGAUGCCGUUCAUAUCUGGGUCGCCAACUACCGUCAAGUCCAGCUCCAGUUCAGCGCGAGUGCACAUACACUAGAGCCGGGGCUCAAUCGUCUGCGCCUUGUGUGCAUGACCAGUGCCGUCGGCUACUUCCACCUGCAAGCGACGCAGAUCCAGUUCCGCCGCGUGCUUUUGGAGAGCAUUGUGCAGAGCGCUGCCUCCUUAUCCACACUGGCUGAUGCACAGCAACUCGAGUACCGACGUCAUCGUAUAUGCAUUCCUGCAGAUGGCGCCGCACUGCAGAUGCAUGUGUCAAUGCCACGUGUAAUGUCUUUGCAGGAUGCGCGAUCCGUCGAACUGCAUCUCGACAGUGGAAGAGACCCCUUGGAGGAAGCCACUAUUUCUGUCACAGCGCACGGCGAUGUGCGUCUCAAGCUGGACGAAGACCCAUGCUUGGCUUGCGAUAACGGUGAGACCAGCGUGUCACGAACCGAGUCUGGUUCCUUGCUCCUUCGGCAUUUACCAGCGCGCACGUCGUGUACUAUGGCUUUGCCGGUGUCGUAUAUGCCACGGACGCCGUACAUCGAGCUGUCCAUCGUUGUCUACUUCCAGCGGAAUGGCUACGAUUGCUCUGUCCAUCGCACUUUGCGUGCACCACUUCAUUUGCCAUUUAGUAUCAACAUUCAGGACUUCUUCCGUCUGCACCAUCUUCUAUCGAAGCUGUCCUUGGAAACCACCGCCGGCACGCAUGUGCGUGUCUGCACGCCUCAGGUGACAGCUUCCGAAGAGGGGCCGGUGAGUAUACAGGUCCCGGUGCAAAGUGUACCUCUUCGGAUGCGUCCACGUGAAGCGAGCACAUUUUUACUCCAGUUCCAGUACAAAUACCUUGGCACUCGCCGAGCGGCCAAUCCUCCAUUUGCGCUGUCGAUUGUCUAUCGCACGGCAGCCGACGAAGCCCAAGGCCUUGCGCUGUAUUAUUUGUCGCUACUUCUCGCGCAAACGCCGUCGUGGAUGGAUGGCGACCAGCAGCUGCUGCAGCGCGCGUUAUGCGAAUGUCUUGAACACGCGACAUUCGACGUGGGAUCAACUCCGAUGUACGAAGCCAAGUAUUGGCACGACACACUCUUCCGUUGGGGCUGGCCACAGGAAUCUCAGCGAUCUAUCCAAGUACUUGAGCUUGUUCGCCGCGUGUUUGCUAGGCUGGAGGAUCCGUCUAUGGAUGCCAUGCUUAUUCCGACAACCGCGCCGUCACAUGUGCAGCAGAACGCAGCACAACAGCAUGCAUGGGAGGCGAGUCAAAAGUGCUUACAAUGGCGCACACUCACUCUGCCGUUGGAUGUGCCAUUCGUCGAUGCUGUCAAUUCCGUGAGCAUUCUCGCGCCAGAACGUUCACAUAUUUCACUGGGCGAGCCUAUCGACAUCACGAUCGACGUAACAAUUUCCCUUGUUUGGUCCCAAGCGUCAGAUGACGAUGAUGUGUCCACAGUCCUGCAGUACAAUAUCCUCACCGAUUUCGACAACUGGCUUGUCUGGGGCAAUAAAAAAGGCAUGUGGGAAAUCCCGGCUCAGCAGCUCGAGAGCCACCACACGAUUCACGCGACUUUGCUUCCUGUGCGUACAGGAUGGCUCUUAUAUCCCCGCAUUCGAAUCGCGCCAAUCGGUCCGGCAGCGCGUCCAUUUCGUUGCGAAACCUACAUGCGCCAGGCUGACCAAGGCAUCUAUGUCGUUUCAUCUUCACAUCCAGAUACAUAUUGGGUUGACUUGCGACCUGUUGAGAUAGCGGCCCAUUGA